Molecule: messenger RNA, 915 nt
Organism: Adineta ricciae
Lineage: Eukaryota; Metazoa; Rotifera; Eurotatoria; Adinetida; Adinetidae
Source: the annotation of a GenBank genome assembly
AUGAUCGUGUCUUCGAUGUACAUACAACCAUAUGUGACACCUUACAGCUUCUAUUACGUUCCACAGAAUCCAAAUGAUCAACGACCUUAUGCUUAUCGAUCGGUACCUAUGGAACAUCAUGUAGUAUCGAUUCACAAACAGACGUAUAUUUUCGAUAGAAAACUUGCAACAAGGAGGUUUAGUUCCGUCUAUACUGCACGUCGACGUGUCGAUAAUAAACCAGUGGCUAUCAAAGUUUUCUCAUUCGUAGGUCAUAACAAUAGGGAAGUAUCGAUGAUCGCCCAGUCGUUUAUGAACGAAAUUCGAAUGACUAGGCAUUUAGUUGGCCAAUCGAAUCAUAUUAUAUACUCACAUGAUUUCGAUUUUCAUAAUACAGGUCUGUCUUUCAUUGUAAUGGAACUGGGCCAGCAAGAUCUGGAGAAAUAUCUUUCACAACGAUCGACAAUAUCAUCGACAGAAAGGAAGGUGAUAUGGAGACAAUUAGUCGCUAUUGCUACUGUGCUUCACAACUCUCAAAUAAUACAUUUGAAUAUUUCACCCGAUAAUCUCAUUGUGUUCUAUGGAAAUCUCAUAAAAUUAACCGACUUUGGCAUGGCGCAAAAAGUAAACGAACCGGGAACUAUUACACAUGGUACUCCGCCUUACUCUGCUCCCGAGCUGACCAUUGUUUCGAGACAUAAUGUGCCAAAUAUCACAAGCAAGGCAGACAUCUGGUCGUUGGGCGCGAUUCUUUAUCGCAUGACUUAUAUGACACCGCCUGAUUACAUUGAACCAUGCCAUCGCCCUCUGCCGCAUCAAAAUCCAGUACAAGAUUCGCAUCUUCUCAGUGUGCUUCGUCAUACACUUUUGAUCGAUGCAAGAGAUCGAGCGGAUGCGUCCUGGUUAACAAAACAUCCUUACACAACGACCACGUAG